GAAUCCCCUUUGAUGGUGGGCUGCGCUGCCUCUGCUGGAAGAUACUCCUGAACUACCUCCCUUUAGAGAAAGCCUUAUGGAGUUCUUUGCUGAAGAAACAGAGGGAUCUAUAUUCCCAGUUCCUGAAAGAAAUGAUCAUCCAGCCUGGGAUUGCCAAAGCCAACCUGGGUGUCUCAAGGGAAGAUGUGACCUUAGAAGAUCAUCCCCUCAAUCCUAAUCCAGACAGCCGAUGGAACACUUACUUCAAGGAUAACGAAGUGCUUCUCCAGAUAGACAAAGAUGUCAGGAGGCUCUACCCUGACAUGGCAUUCUUCCAGCGCCCCACGGACUACCCCUGCCUGCUGAUCCUGGACCCCCAGAACGAGUUCGAGACGCUGCGCCGGCGCGUGGAGCAAACCACGCUCAAGUCGCAGACGGUGGCGCGGAACCGCAGUGGGGUCACCAACGUGAGCUCCCCUCUUAAAACCACCUCCAGUUCUCUGAGUGAAUAUGAAGUUCUGCCCAAUGGCUGUGAAGCUCACUGGGAAGUGGUGGAGCGAAUCCUUUUCAUCUAUGCCAAGCUAAACCCUGGGAUAGCAUAUGUUCAGGGGAUGAAUGAAAUCGUGGGGCCUCUUUACUACACCUUUGCUACAGACCCUAACAGCGAAUGGAAAGAGCAUGCUGAAGCAGACACCUUUUUCUGCUUUACCAACCUGAUGGCUGAAAUUCGGGAUAACUUCAUUAAGAGCCUGGAUGACUCUCAGUGUGGCAUUACCUACAAGAUGGAGAAGGUGUACUCCACCCUGAAGGAGAAAGAUGUGGAGCUGUAUUUGAAACUGCAAGAACAGAACAUCAAACCCCAGUUCUUUGCCUUCCGCUGGCUGACGCUGCUCUUGUCCCAAGAGUUCCUGCUGCCUGAUGUCAUCCGUAUCUGGGACUCUCUCUUCGCCGACGACAAGCGCUUCGACUUCCUCCUGCUCGUCUGCUGUGCCAUGCUGACACUCAUCCGGGAUCAGUUGCUGGAAGGAGAUUUCACUCUGAACAUGAGGCUGCUACAGGAUUAUCCUAUCUCUGAUGUUCACCUGAUUUUGAAGAAGGCAAAGGAACUUCAAGAUUCCAAAUAGUCCAUGAGCCUAUGAAAAGGUGUCAGAGAAACUGUGUGGCAGUGGAUCCUGGGAGAUGCCCCCAUGCAGUGUGGUGCACUAAGGCUCCUAGUGGUCCCUGCAGGACUUCAGGUGUGGUUUGGGCUACUGGUCACCUUGAAGACUUCCUUCUACUCUAUUUAUUAGGUCAAGGACUGAUUACUUCCCCAUCUACUUGGGUCCUGCACUCCAGAUUUUUUUUCAAAUCUCAAAUGCCUCUUUGCUGCCAAAAGCAGUACUUUGUAUCUUUUUUUCAAUGACACUAAGUUUGGGGAGAAAGAAACCCUCUGUGUGCAUAUCCCUGAAGGCAUGGACUCCUGUAUCAUGGAAGUAACACGUGGAG
This is a messenger RNA of Acanthisitta chloris (rifleman), 1464 nucleotides long. RefSeq names its product TBC1 domain family, member 13 (gene TBC1D13). Gene Ontology annotation, biological process: activation of GTPase activity; intracellular protein transport. Lineage: Eukaryota; Metazoa; Chordata; Aves; Passeriformes; Acanthisittidae. The record is from RefSeq and is a predicted model, not a curated record. The annotation marks the transcript as partial. Gene Ontology annotation, molecular function: GTPase activator activity. The transcript has 10 exons.